AACCUGUCGUUCCGUUGAUUGUUUCAGCCGAGAAAUUGCCGAACGGUUUCCCGUUAAUAUCUCAAGCGCCAACGACCAAGGUGGUCGAGAUGGGCCAUAACGCGGUGCUCCUGUGCACGGCCGUCGGUUCACCGCCUCCGAUCAUAUCUUGGGUGAGAGAUAUGCUGCCCAUCGACACCACCAAUCCACGCUACACCGUUUUGGACACGGGGGCGUUGCAAAUCACCGGAUCCGACGUGAACGAUCAAGGAAAGUACGAGUGCGUGGCGAACAAUUCGGUGGGCACCGAGUAUUCGAAAUCCGCCAUGCUGUACGUGAAAGUUCGACGCGUCGCGCCCACUUUCUCCAUACCGCCGCCCGCUGUCAGCGAAGUGAUGCUCGGCGCUUCUUUGAACCUGACCUGCGUCGCCGUCGGAUCCCCGAUGCCGUACGUGAAAUGGAAGAAAGGCCCGUCCUUGGAUCUCACUCCGGAGGACAACCUACCAGUUGGUAGAAACGUGCUGAUGCUCACGGACAUCAAGGAGACCGCCAACUAUACUUGCACCGCAGCCAGCGAUCUCGGCGUCAUAGAGGUUACGUCGAUGGUGAAAGUUCAAUCUCUGCCUGGGCCCGCGGAGAACGUUCAAGUGUCGGACAUCACGGCAACAUCCGUGAAGCUGACCUGGUCUUACAAAGAUCCGGACGAGGUCCAAUACUACGUGAUACAGCACAAGCCGAAGCACGUGAAUCAAGCGUUCGCCGAGAUAUCGGGCAUCACCACCAUGUACUACCACGUGCGGAGCCUCAGCCCUUACACCGAAUACGAACUUUACGUGAUAGUCGUGAACGCAAUUGGGCGUGGUCCCCCGAGUGCCCCUGUGACGGUCACCACUGGAGAAACGACGGAAUCGACAAAUGGAGGUGCCAAACCGGGUACCGCACCGCGGAAGGUUCAGGCCCGGCCAUUGAGCUCGAGCACGAUGGUCAUACAAUGGGUCGAGCCAGAGACACCGAACGGACAAGUGACGGGUUACAAGAUAUAUUACACGACGGAUCCGAAUCAACCGAUGGCCUCCUGGAAGUACCAGAUGGUGGACAACAAUCAACUGACCACCAUCUCGGAUCUGGACACCCACACCAUAUACACGAUACGAGUGCAGGCGUUGACCAGCGUCGGUCCCGGUCCAUUGAGCACACCUGUCCAGAUUAAGACGCAACAAGGGGUACCGAGCCAACCGGAGAUGUUGACCGCGAUAGAUAUCGGGGAGACCACGGUAACCCUCCAGUGGAAUAAACCUAUUCAUAGCGCGGAAAAUAUUCUCAGCUAUGAAUUGUAUUGGAACGAUACUUACGCUCAGGAGAAGCAUCAUCGCAGGAUACCGGUUACCGAGAACUACACGUUGACGGGCCUCUAUCCGAACACCCUGUAUUACGUUUGGCUGGCCGCCCGGAGUCAACGGGGAGAAGGAGCUACGACGAUACCGUAUCCGGUUCGCACGAAGCAGUACGGAUCGACUCUCCCCGGGGCUCCGCCUCGCAAUGUAAGCGGAGAAGCGGUCAGCCCGACCUCCAUACGGGUAACAUGGGAACCACCGCCUGCCGAUCGAUCGAACGGAAGGAUCGCGUACUACAAGCUGCAAGUGGUCGAGAGCGGACGCUCCGACUCAGAGGCGAAAGUUAUCAAACUGAAUGACACGCAAUUCGUGUUGGACGAACUGAAAAAGUGGACCGAGUAUCGGAUUUGGGUAUUGGCCGGGACCAGCGUAGGUGACGGACCUCCGAGUUAUCCUAUCUCUGUCAGAACUCACGAGGACGCUGUAAAAAUGCCGGGUGAUCCUCAAGACGUGAAAGUGACGCCGAUCAAUUCGACGGCGAUACACGUCGAAUGGAAACCGCCAAAGUCGAAAGAGCAAAACGGCGUGAUCAGAGGUUAUCACAUACACGUGCAAGAAGUGAGGGAAGAGAUGUUUCGUUUCGUUUUCCAGGGGAAGGAUCUGUUGAACGAGCCGAUACGACGCGACGUGCACGAAGGCGUGCUGGAAGUGAACAUUACAGGGUUGCAACCCGACACCAGAUACUCGGUACAAGUGGCCGCUCUGACAAGAAAGGGAGACGGCGAUCGUUCGCCGCCGGUUCACGUCAGAACUCCCGGAGGUGUGCCCAACAGGCCUCACGUUAACGUAAAAGUUUUGUCCCGAGAUCCCGAGCUGCUGGAGCUCGAGUGGUCGCAACCCACGCAAACGUACGGCGAUCUAUUGGGGUACAGGAUAAGAUACGGGAUUAAGAAUCAAACGUUGAAGGAGGAGUUUAUACAAGAUAUUCACCAACACACGUAUAAAAUCACCGAUCUCGGGGAGAGAGGCGUGGAUUACGAGUUCAGAGUGGCCGGGCAGAACGCGAUCGGGUUCGGCCAGGAGACCGUGCGAUACUGGUUCAGCCCCGAAGGAUUACNCACCGGCGCCCCGACCAAUUUAUCCUACUUCUUCCAAACACCGGACACCGUGUGCGUAACGUGGGACAUGCCUCUCCGAGAGCACAGGAACGGCCAGAUAAUCGGUUACGACGUCCAAUUCAACAAGAAGAACGAUCACUCGACCACGAUUAACCGGAACACGACGACGACCGCGGUCGAGGAUCUGGACGAGUGGAAGCAAAAGACUAUCGGCCUCACCGAGUCCGCGGAUCUGGUCAAUUUGGAGAAAUUCACCCAGUACGCGAUCACCGUGGCGGCCAGGUACAAGACCGGUUUGGGAAGGCUCAGCGAGAAGGUGACGGUUAAGGUGAAGCCGGAAGACGUCCCCCUGGAUCUGAGGGCGCCCGACGACAUGAUCGCGGGCAAGGGGGCCAAGCAGGAGAGGGAGAACGCCCCGUACAUCGCGGCCAAAUUUCCGCACAGGGACAUCCCGUACACGUUCCAUCUUGGUAGCGGAGAUAUAUACGACGGUUACGAGAAUCGUAGACUCGAGAAGAACAAACGGUACAGGAUUUUCGUUCGCGCCGUGGUCGAUACGCCGAGAAAGCAUUUGUACACCUCGUCGCCUUUCUCCGAAUACUUGUCCCUCGAUAUGAGGGAAGUACCGCCCGGCGAGCCGCCUCGACGUCCCAAUCCCAACACCCCGGUCGAUGGAAAUCCGGAAGUGUCGGUGAAAACGAGCGGACAGGAGCCGGGGAUGGUGUGGGUGGUCGGGCCGAUAAUAGCCGCUUUGAUGGUCAGCGUGUUCCUCGUCCUUCUUUUCGUCAUUAAAAAACGAAGGCAACCCUGCAAGACACCGGAUCAGGCGGCCGUCACUCGGCCAUUGAUACCUGCCGACAUCAGCUCGAAUCACGCCCCAUCCGACCCGGUCGAAAUGCGGCGUUUAAAUUUCCAAACGCCGGGCAUGGUGUCCCAUCCACCGAUCCCGAUCACCGAGCUGGGCAAUCACAUCGAGCGGCUGAAAGCGAACGACAAUCUGAAGUUCAGUCAGGAGUACGAGUCGAUCGAGCCCGGCCAGCAAUUCACGUGGGACCACUCGAACAUGGAGGUGAACGCCUCGAAGAAUCGUUACGCGAACGUGAUCGCGUACGACCAUUCGAGGGUGAUUCUCCAAACUAUCGACGGUAUGUCGGGUACGGAUUACAUAAACGCCAAUUACUGCGACGGAUAUAGGAAGCAGAACGCGUACGUGGCCACCCAAGGCCCCCUCCAGGAAACGUUCGGGGAUUUCUGGAGGAUGUGUUGGGAGCUGAGGUCGAGCACGAUCGUGAUGAUGACGAAGCUGGAGGAGAGGACGAGGAUAAAGUGCGACCAGUACUGGCCGAGCAGAGGAUCCGAGACUUACGGUUUGAUGACGGUCACCAUCACCGACGUUCAAGAGCUCGCCACCUAUUGCAUCCGAACCUUUCAAAUAUCCCGAGCCGGCUACUCCGAGAGGCGGGAGAUGAAGCAAUUGCAAUUCACCGCUUGGCCGGACCACGGCGUGCCCGAGCAUCCCGCGCCGUUCCUGCAAUUCUUGCGCAGGGCGGGCGUCGGGCGGACCGGUUGCUUCAUCGUCAUCGACUCGAUGCUCGAGAGGAUCAAACACGAAAAGAUGAUCGACAUAUACGGCCACGUAACUUGUUUACGCGCUCAAAGGAACUACAUGGUCCAAACCGAGGACCAGUACAUAUUUAUCCACGACGCGCUUUACGAGGCCGUGAUUUGCGGCAACACCGAGGUACCUGCUAGAAACUUGCACUCCCAUAUCCAGAAAUUGAUGCAACCCGAGAUCGAGAGUAUCACGGGCAUGGAGUUGGAGUUCAAGAAAUUGUCCAACAUCAAAGUGGACUCGUCCCGGUUCAUCUCGGCCAAUCUUCCCUGCAACAAACACAAAAAUCGAUUGGUACACAUUCUGCCGUACGAGUGCACCAGAGUUUGCUUGCAACCGCAACGGAACAUCGAAGGAUCCGAUUACAUAAACGCCAGCCUGAUCGACGGGUAUCGGUACCGAGGCGCCUACAUAGCCACUCAGGGACCCCUUUGCGACACGACCGACGAUUUUUGGCGAAUGCUCUGGGAGCACAAUUCCACCAUAGUUGUCAUGUUGACGAAAUUGAAGGAGAUGGGGAGGGAGAAGUGCCAUCAAUAUUGGCCGUCGGACAGGUCGAUUCGUUAUCAAUGCUUCGUCGUCGACCCGAUCGCCGAGUACAACAUGCCCCAGUACAUCCUCCGAGAGUUCAAGGUGACGGACGCGCGAGACGGGGCGAGCCGUACCGUCAGACAGUUCCAGUUCAUCGAUUGGCCCGAGCAGGGUGUCCCGAAGUCCGGGGACGGGUUCAUCGACUUCAUCGGACAAGUGCACAAAACGAAGGAACAGUUCGGCCAGGACGGCCCGAUCACCGUGCAUUGCAGCGCUGGCGUUGGGAGAACCGGCGUUUUCAUCACUCUCAGCAUCGUGUUGGAACGCAUGCAGUACGAAGGGGUGGUCGAUAUUUUCCAAACAGUGAGAAUAUUGCGCACGCAACGACCAGCCAUGGUUCAAACCGAGGACCAAUAUCAAUUCUGUUAUCGCGCCAGUUUGGAAUAUUUGGGUUCUUUCGAUCAUUACGCCAACUGACAACCCGAUACUCGCGAGGAAAGGGAAUCGACGAGGGACAGAAGAGAUCGGCAAAGGAACGAGAGAGACGGUGAACGGGCAAAAGUGCGCCGCGUUUAAUUAACGAUUGAUUAAAAUACUUGAGAAAAAGUAUGUAAGUUUGUAAGUAUAUAAAGCCUGUACCAUGUUCCCACGGGCAAAACGUACUAUACGUAGUACCUUCCGAUGACAAAUACAAGUAGUAGAAAGGCGAUAAAUUAUUAAUCUGUCGAGCAACUAACAACGUAGUAACCAAAUAUCUUAUAGUCAAUGGUGUCGCAACAAUCUCGAGAUACGCGGAAACGUUUCGCUUUUAUAUCGGCGCGGUAUCGUGCUAAUACCACGAUUUACCAAAAUUUCAAAAAUUCCCAAAUAAGA
Molecule: messenger RNA, 5447 nt
Organism: Apis dorsata (giant honeybee)
Lineage: Eukaryota; Metazoa; Arthropoda; Insecta; Hymenoptera; Apidae
Gene: Lar
Product: tyrosine-protein phosphatase Lar
Exons: 21
Coding region: 90-5051 (1653 amino acids)
Biological process (GO): protein dephosphorylation
Molecular function (GO): protein tyrosine phosphatase activity; protein binding
Source: RefSeq, a predicted model, not a curated record